AUGGGACAAGUUUGUCUAGAAAGAAACGAUGUCGGUUGUCUGGUAGAAAUUGGUAACCAGCCUUCCCCUAAUAUACUGUGUCAUUACAUCGACAAUUCUCAAGCUUGGAAAGCAACAUUUAUUGGAUCUUCUUUCGUUCGACGCCUUGAUGGAUAUCUGAAGGAGAGACGGGAACCACUCAAGCCCGGUUACACCAUACAGUUUCUGGGCAAGGGUGGUGCCGGGUACAAGGAAACUGAAGCACAGGUUUCUUUGAUUGAUAUGGACACCGAUAUGGUAUUUAUGUAUGUGGGGGGCAAUGAAGUGAAGCCCCAGGUGCCCAUGUCAUACCACGUGUGUUCCAUGCGUCGACUUCUGGAAUUAAUCCACAGGAGAAUCGGAAGAUCGAAGCCUGUGUUCAUCAUAAACUUGUAUGAGCGCCUCAAACCCCGAGGCUGGUCUGAUGUUAUCAAAUACAACAGGGUUGUACGGACAGUUAACAAGCGGUUCAAGACUAUUUCGAGAAGAAUGAGUAAUGUGGUGUAUGUUAAUACUUUCUCGGGGAAUCGUUUUAGCCACCCCUGCUUGUCGUCAGUCCUCCGGGCCGACGGGGUUCACUUAAAUGAUGUCGGCCAGGGGGUGUUAUUGUGGAAAUUAACUGGGGCUAUGGAGGACUGGAUGACAAGUUAA
Messenger RNA from Lottia gigantea (owl limpet), 669 nucleotides. RefSeq lists its product as hypothetical. The transcript is spliced from 4 exons. The record is from RefSeq and is a predicted model, not a curated record. Bases 1 to 669 code for a protein of 222 amino acids. NCBI's taxonomy places the organism in Eukaryota, Metazoa, Mollusca, Gastropoda, Lottiidae.